This is a messenger RNA of Lathyrus oleraceus (garden pea), 2541 nucleotides long. Its product is annotated as ubiquitin C-terminal hydrolase 12. The transcript is spliced from 13 exons. Gene Ontology annotation, molecular function: protein binding. The record is from RefSeq and is a predicted model, not a curated record. The coding region runs from base 244 to 2400 and encodes 718 amino acids. NCBI's taxonomy places the organism in Eukaryota, Viridiplantae, Streptophyta, Magnoliopsida, Fabales, Fabaceae.
UAAUUUACCGUAAAAGUUAAAAGGGUCAGUUGGCUAAAUAUGCCACUCUCAUCUGUGAUUGGUGAGUGCUGUAUGGCAAUCAAGACAUAUGGCUGACAUAAUUUUUGUGGGAUUAUAGGGUUGGCUCGUUUAGCCGACCCUCCUUUUUAUAUCAAGUAUAACUCGCAGACUGAGGGAACUUUGGACUGAUGGACUUAUUUGUGCUUUCGAGUUUAUCCGCGGCUCGCUGAAGAAGAAGGCUGGAUGGCAGGCAGUAGCAUGGGUGAAAGUAAAACUUUGCCAUUCCGAUUCACAUGGAGAAUUGACAGAUUUUCUCAAAUGAGUGCGGAAAGGAUCUAUUCAGAUGUAUUUGAAGUUGAAGGCUAUAAAUGGCGUGUUCUAAUUUUCCCGAAAGGGAACAAUGUGGACUGUUUGUCCAUGUAUUUGGAUGCUGCAGAUUCCUCUAGUUUGCCUGAAGGUUCGACUAGAUUUGCACGGUUUAGCCUGACAGUAGUUAGUCAAAUCCAUACUGGGUUUUCUUGGAGAAAAGACUCGAAGCACCAAUUCAACAAGCAACAGAGUGAUUGGGGUUUCACGUCGUUCAUGCCUCUCAAAGAACUUUUUGAUCCUUCAAGAGGGUAUCUUGUGAAUGAUACUCUUGUAGUUGAAGUAUUAGUAAUAUGCGAUGUUUAUGAAAAUGACACUGCUGAGCAUCUAAGGGAGAGGUUGAAGAAAGAACAGGAAGACCUCUGCACUAAUAUUGAAAAAUCUUCACAGGAUUUGCUCGAUGGGUUUGUGCAGGAAAGGUUGAAAGAAGAACAGGAAGACAUCUGCAAUGUUAUUGAAAAAUCUGCACAGAAUUUAACCGAUGGGCUUGUGCAGGAGAGGCUGAAGGAAGAGCAGGAAGACCUGUGCACUAUUAUAAAGGUGGUACAACAUGAAGACCUUGCAGAACAGAUUGGAAAUGAUAUAUAUUUUGGUCUUGUAGACUAUAACAAAGUGAAGAGUUUCCGUGUUCCAAAGGAUACAUCAUUUAACAUUUUCAAGGAAGAGGUUGCUAAAGAGCUUGGCAUACCAGCUCAAUUCCAGCGCUUUUGGCUGUGGGUAAAGCGUAAAAACCAUACAUAUCGUCCAUUUCGCCCAUUGACACAAAUUGAGGAAGCUGGACCGGUUGGACAAUUGAGACAACUUAAAAAGGUUAAAGGAGCAGAACUAAAAUUGUUCUUGGAGGUGGAGCGGGGGCUGGAUUUACGCCCCAUUGCACCACUCAAGAAGAGAGACGAUGAUAUAUUACUUUUUUUCAAGUUAUAUGAUCCAGAAAAAGAGGAGCUAAAGUAUGCUGGAAGGCUUUUUGUGAACCCAUCUGAUAAGCCAUCAGAAAUCUUAACAAGGUUGAAUAAAUUGGCUGGUUAUGAUCCUGAUGAAGAGAUUGAACUUUAUGAGGAAAUUAAGUUUGAACCAAAGGUCAUGUGUGAGCCUGUUGACAAGAAUCUUACAUUUCUAGAAAGCGAGUUCGGAAAUGGUGAUAUCAUAUGCUUUCAGAAAGCUUCUGCAAUGGAUAACGGGAAACAUAUCCGUAAUCCUGACGUGCCUUCAUAUUUGAAAUAUGUGCACAAUCUUCAGUUAUCUUUUUCUCCCUCACCGAAAGAAUCUGAAUAUGAAGAAUCAUUGAAGAAGCAAAACAAGAACAUUAUAACUGAAGAAAUGAAUGCUAUGAUAGAUGAAAAUGUCAUUGCUGCAAUUGACAGAGUUUUAUCAGAAGGGAUUACCAUUUCAAUACAAUCUCAGCAUUCUGUCCAAGGACAACAAGUUUCACUCUCACUACCUGAGCAACUUCUUCAGGAAUUGAGUGAUAUUGUCUUCAAAGAAGAUUUAGUUGAAAAUUUUAAAAAAGGUCUCACUCCUGAAAUUGACUUCAACUUAGUCAUGGAAAAAAUUGACGCCUAUGCCGACCUCUUUUCCUCUCACCAAUUAGAACAAGUCGGUGCUGUUAAAAACCUUCUCAAGAACCUUGUGAGGGUAUUUGAAAAAAUGGAAUAUUUGAAAAAAAAGCAAGACUCGGCUAAGAAGAGCACUGACAAACACAAUGAAGCAUUGAAGAAGACAAGAGAGAAAAUAUUGACCUCGCAGACUUCAUUCACAAACCAUCAAACCCAACUCAACUCUCUUGAUGGUGAGAUUGCUGAUCUUAAAGCCAAACUUGAAAAACUACAAGGUGACAGGGAGAGUAUUGCUGAGAUUCAAGAUCAAGAGAAAGAUAAGAUCACUUCAUUGAAUAAAGAAGUUAAAUCCAUUUUCCAUUGCCUUGUAGACGAUCACAUCAAGGUUAAAGCCGUUGAAGAUAAAAUUCCGGAGGUUCAAGCUGAUUUGGAAAAUUCUGAGAAGCUAUAUCAGUUCAUGAAGGCAGCACCUCCAUUUUGAUUUUACUUAUAUUCUAGUUUACACUCUAGCUUUCCAUUUUAGUAUUAAGAAUACUUGUCACAAAUUUAUUUUAAGUAUUGACGUUUUACUCAAAUUUGGUAGAUGUGAUAUGCUACUUCGAAUGAAGACUAUUUUUUACCA